Drosophila albomicans is the source of this 973-nucleotide messenger RNA. RefSeq names its product kelch-like protein 41a. Gene Ontology annotation, molecular function: ubiquitin protein ligase binding. The coding region runs from base 173 to 967 and encodes 264 amino acids. NCBI's taxonomy places the organism in Eukaryota, Metazoa, Arthropoda, Insecta, Diptera, Drosophilidae. The record is from RefSeq and is a predicted model, not a curated record. The transcript is spliced from 2 exons. Gene Ontology annotation, cellular component: cytoplasm. Gene Ontology annotation, biological process: proteasome-mediated ubiquitin-dependent protein catabolic process; regulation of proteolysis.
CACUUCAGCUUAUCUGAAAUUAAAAAACAAUAAUUAUAUCGCAAUGCUUAUCGAUACAUGCAUUUAUUUCCAUCGCUAAACUCCAAAGUUUAGACAUAAUUGUGUGAAGCCCACUGAUGGUUCAGCAACACUCUUCUGCUUAAAUAUUCUGAAAAAUCAACUUCUGAAAACCAUGUGCACAACAUCGUGCGACAUCUUUAAAAAAAUGCUGGAAGACACCGACUUUGCUGACUGCGUAAUAAUUGUGGAUUCCGAAGAAUUCAAAUGCCACAAGAUGAUUCUAUCAUGUAACUCGGAGUUCUUUAAGCGUAUGUUUUUGAGCGAUUUCAAAGAGUCAUCUGGAAGGAUUGAACUGCAGGAUGUGACACCAAAAAUAUUUACUAUUUUUCGUAAUCUCAUAUAUACACAUAAUUCGGAAAUUCUUGAUGAAUUGGAUUUUGAAGAUGUGGUUGAUUUGUUUAAGUGCGCUCAUAUGUAUCAGGCACUAUGCGUACUAAAGAAAUGUGAAGAUAAACUAUGUUUCAGUAUGGUAAACGAGCAUAAUUACUUGGCAGUUUUUGAAUUGGCCCAUAAGUAUGCGAAUAUCUGCCUUAUCAGCGAAACUUUCACUGUUAGAUAUAAUUAUUCGACGUUCGCACACAUUGAGGUUCCCAAGCAAGUUCUUCAAUUUGAUUUAGAAAUUUUUAAACAAUGGAUUUCCAAGCUUACAAUUAAUGUCACAUUAAGUUCCCGUUAUCGAUUGAUUUAUGAAUAUAUGAGCUAUCAAAUAAAAAAAAUACCAAAAGAUGAGAGGAAUGUAGAAGAGAUUAACAAUAAUUUUGAUGAUGUCCUUAAAGUUGCCGGCUUUAAAAAAUAUCCUAUGGGAGAAAUUGAUCAGAUGCUUGAAGAAAAAAGAUUUUAUACCGAUGAGCAAUGUAUAAUCAUGUAUAAUCUAAUUGAAAUGCAAAAAGAAAUCGCUAAUCUAUAAUGAUGU